This is a messenger RNA of Teleopsis dalmanni, 3295 nucleotides long. RefSeq names its product filamin-A. The transcript has 7 exons. Gene Ontology annotation, molecular function: actin filament binding. Bases 16 to 2775 code for a protein of 919 amino acids. Gene Ontology annotation, biological process: actin cytoskeleton organization. The record is from RefSeq and is a predicted model, not a curated record. NCBI's taxonomy places the organism in Eukaryota, Metazoa, Arthropoda, Insecta, Diptera, Diopsidae.
ACAAAUACACUAACAAUGCACUUCAGUUGGUUAACUACAAAAGCUGAAGCUCCUGAAGCAACCUGGGAAGAUUAUACAUAUUUUUAUCUUCCCAAUUACUACAAAGUAACUGUGUCCGAACGUGAUCACGUCGAAAGGCCACAGAUAUAUUUUAACGAGACUAUUAUACCGGAGAAUGAAGGAAUAAAUGAUACAGAUUUCUUACCAUUAAAUUUUCAGUCGUCAUUUUAUAUUGUUACACAUCAAGCUGAAGUCAGAAUGCCAAGUGGUAAGGUUGAUAAGCCUGUAAUUCAGGAUAACCGUGAUGGUACGGUUUCUAUAAAAUACGAUCCCAAAGAAGAGGGCACACAUGAGCUUGUUGUUAAAUACAAUGGCGAACCAGUUCAGGGGUCGCCUUUCAAAUUCCAUGUUGACUCUAUAACUUCCGGUUAUGUUACUGCAUACGGUCCUGGUCUAACCCAUGGUGUUACCGGUGAACCAUGUAACUUUACAAUUUCAACUAAGGGUGCAAGCGCUGGUGGUCUUACUAUGGCCGUAGAGGGACCUAGCAAAGCUGAUAUCAAUUAUCACGAUAAUAAGGAUGGUACAGUUUCUGUACAAUAUCUACCUACUGCCCCCGGUGAAUAUCAGAUAUCAGUACGCUUUGGUGAUAAACACAUCAAAGGUUCACCUUAUUUAGCCAAAAUAACUGGCGAAGGUCGCAAACGUAAUCAAAUAUCUGUUGGUUCCUGUUCAGAAGUAUCAAUGCCCGGUGAAAUCACCGAUGAUGAUUUACGUGCAUUGAAUGCUUCUAUUCAAGCUCCGAGUGGUUUGGAAGAACCAUGUUUCCUAAAACGCAUGGCUACUGGGAAUAUUGGCAUCUCAUUCACACCACGUGAAAUUGGUGAACAUAUGGUGUCUGUCAAACGCAUGGGCAAACAUAUACCAAACUCUCCAUUUAAGGUAACAGUCUGUGAACGUGAGGUGGGAGAUGCCAAAAAAGUCAAAGUUUCCGGUGCAGGACUGAAAGAAGGUACAACUCAUGCCGAUAAUACUUUUUCGGUGGAUACACGCAAUGCUGGUUUUGGCGGUCUAUCCGUUUCAAUUGAAGGCCCAAGCAAAGCAGAAAUACAAUGUACUGACAAGGAUGAUGGCACGUUAAACAUCUCCUAUAAACCAACCGAACCUGGUUACUAUAUUGUUAACUUAAAAUUUGCUGAUCACCAUGUUGAAGGUUCACCAUUCACAGUCAAAGUGGCUGGUGAAGGCAGUAAUCGGAAACGUGAGAAAAUUCAACGUGAACGUGAUGCUGUGCCAGUAACAGAAAUUGGUAGCAAAUGUAAGCUGACCUUUAAAAUGCCAGGCAUUACCUCAUUCGACUUAGCAGCUUGUGUUACCUCACCAAGUAAUGUUACUGAAGACGCCGAAAUUCAAGAAGUAGAAGAUGGUCUGUACUCUGUGCAUUUUAUUCCUAAGGAAUUGGGUGUGCACACAGUAUCUGUACGUUAUAAGGAAAUGCAUAUACCCGGCUCACCUUUCCAAUUUACUGUAGGCCCAUUACGUGACUUUGGUAGUCAUUUAGUAAAAGCAGGUGGUUCUGGUUUAGAACGUGGUGUUGUGGGUGUACCUUCUGAAUUUAAUGUAUGGACACGCGAAGCCGGUGGUGGUUCUUUAGCUAUUUCCGUUGAAGGACCUAGUAAAGCUGAAAUUGAAUUUAAAGACCGUAAAGAUGGUUCCUGCGAUGUUGCUUACAAAGUAACUGAACCAGGUGAAUAUCGUGUAGGUUUGAAAUUCAAUGAUCGCCACAUACCUGACUCACCAUUUAAGGUAUAUAUAUCACCAGAUGCUGGUGAUGCUCACAAGCUGGAAGUUCAACAAUUCCCGCAAGGCAAUAUACAAGCUGAUGCUCCUUACCAAUUUAUGGUGCGUAAGAAUGGCGCUAAAGGUGAACUCGAUGCUAAAAUUGUAGCACCAUCCGGUACUGACGAUGAUUGUUUCAUACAAGUAAUUGAUAGCGAAAUGUAUUCUAUACGUUUCUAUCCGCGUGAAAAUGGUAUACAUGCUAUACAUGUUAAAUUCAAUGGUGUGCACAUACCUGGAUCACCAUUUAGAAUCAAGGUUGGUAAGGAUGUAGCUGAUCCAGCUGCAGUUCAUGCUAACGGUAAUGGUUUAGAGGAAGUCAAAACUGGUCACAAGGCCGAUUUCAUUAUAAAUACUUGUAAUGCUGGUGUGGGUACAUUAGCUGUGGCCAUCGAUGGUCCUUCGAAAGUAGCAAUGGAUUGUACAGAAGUCGAAGAGGGCUACAAAGUACGUUAUACUCCUUUACUGCCUGGCGAUCACUAUAUAUCAGUGAAAUAUAAUAACAUGCAUAUUGUUGGCUCACCAUUUAAAGUCAACUGCACCGGUGAUAAGUUAGCUGAUGAAGGUGCUCAAGAAACUUCAACUGUUAUUGUUGAUACAGUGCAAAAAAUCUCUAAAGGUGGCAAAGGUACUGGGGUUCAUAUGCCUACCUUUAAAUCGGAUGCCUCAAAAGUAACAUCAAAAGGCAUGGGCUUGAAAAAAGCGUACAUGGGCAAACAGAAUCAAUUCUCAAUUUGCGCAACUGAUGCAGGUAACAAUAUUCUGUAUCUUGGUAUUUAUGGACCCAAAGGACCCUGCGAAGAGUUUAGCAUCAAACAUGCUGGACGUAACAACUACAAUGUUAAUUAUUUAGUACGUGAUCGUGGUCAAUACAUUUUAAUAAUCAAAUGGGGCGAUGAUCAUAUUCCUGGUUCCCCAUUCCAAAUUGACGUUUAAGUUAAAUUUUUAAAACUUAAAAUUAUAAUAUUCGAAAGAAGAAAAAAGAAACUAUUCGAAAUUUAACUAAUCUAAGAAAGUAAAACUUUUUAAAUUGUUUGUGAGAAAAUCUAAUAAAUGAUAACGACUACCGCUCUGAUUAAAAAAAAGUAAAUAUCUAUCAGUUCGUACGCACUCGUAUUUAUUUAUUAAGUUUGAUGUGUAUGUAAAUAUUAAAUAAAAAAAUUAAAUUUAAAAAACUUAACUUUAUAAAUAGGAAAGAACUCUCCGUUUUUCUAUUUGUUUUUAAUAUAAUUUUUGUAUUUUAUGUUUUUUUAUUUGUAAUAUUUUUAUAUUCAAGUAACAUUUCGUGUUUUGUCGUUAAUUUAUUGUUUGCCGAAGAGUAAAUUUUAUUGUACCGUAAAAUAUAUUCAUUCAAUAUUAAAUAUUUUUUGUUAUUCAUUAUAUAAAACGUAUUAUAACUUAUUAUUAUAUAUAUAUAUAUUAUAUUAUGUUUUUAUUAUUUUCAUAAAAAACUAUA